Penicillium brevicompactum is the source of this 1764-nucleotide messenger RNA. RefSeq lists its product as uncharacterized. The record is from RefSeq and is a predicted model, not a curated record. Gene Ontology annotation, molecular function: zinc ion binding; DNA-binding transcription factor activity, RNA polymerase II-specific. The coding region runs from base 1 to 1764 and encodes 587 amino acids. Gene Ontology annotation, biological process: regulation of DNA-templated transcription. Lineage: Eukaryota; Fungi; Ascomycota; Eurotiomycetes; Eurotiales; Aspergillaceae. The transcript has 2 exons.
AUGGCCUCAAAUAGUGGGAAGCCUCCACUCUCUGAACCAUCCCCCAAACGCCAGCGCACUCUCUCUCCAGACCCUCUUGGAAUCGAGAGCCAACUUGAUUUCCUGGGAGAUUUCACACCAUUUUAUGCCAUGGAAGGCUCAGAGUCGGACUUGAUGGCGGAAGAGCCAUCUCACACGAACAUGACAUUCCCAACCGACAUUCAUGUGCUCAGUCCAUCUUUUUGUGCCACGACGAAGGAUGCUCUCCAAUGCAAGACAUUUGGUUCAGAUAUGGGACCCUAUAAUUGUAUGGAUCCGUCUACUUCAGCGUCAUCUGCUGAGAUGAGACGUGACUCUCAGCAAUCCUCCUCUUCGGGGGCCACAUUUUCUGACUCCACCCCAUACUCAUCUUCAAGCUCUCCCCCGGUUGAGGUUCGUUCUCAGCGACAAGAAAAGCAUGAUCUCCGUUGGCAAUCGGCAUAUCGUGACCAACCAACAACUCAAUGCAGUCCAAAGAAACUGCAAUCCGAUUUCAUCAAGCAAUACGACCCUCAAAAUCCAGUGCAAUCACUCGCUGGAAAAAGGCACCGCGACCAGGCCGAACUGGAUAAGAUGAGGAAAGACGUUCUCGCCGUGAAGUCGGCUGGUGGCGCGUGUCUAUGGUGCCUUCGCACAAAGAAAGGAUGUGGAGCGGAUAACCCCUGCGAAAGAUGCGCAACCCAUAAUCGACCGUGCUUUCGAGUAUCAGAGGCGUUCGUUCCGGUGACUGCUUUCUGGCACCCCGAUUUACCGUGCAAUCAUGCGAGAUUCACCCUGAACUACAUGAACCAAGAAGCCUUUGAACCCAACUCACUAUUCUACAUAAUAGGGAUUAAUCUUUCCGCGCGUGGAACCCAACCAUGUGUUGGCACUGUGGUCUCAGGUCAAACCACCUGGAAUGGUGAUGGCCCUUUCUUGAACUCGCCAUUCGGGGGUUUUCUCGAUGUCAUCGUUCAGUCUUUCACCCCCAGUCUCAUUCAGUUCGAAACUACGUUUGGGGCCCAUAGCCUCAUUGGUACAGCGAUCCACAUGUCCAAACUCUUCGUGGGAAUUCAAUGGCUCGCGCAGGCGAGGGUGCUUGCUGUGCAAAACGAUCUUGGAGUUGGAAGAUGUGUGGUGUUCCAUAGUCUGAUACAACAUUUGCGCGCUAUGUUCGAUAUGUCUGUCCCCUUCUGCCACGAACUAUUUGAGGCUCUACGCGGGCCAGUCUGCAAGGUUGCCACUGAUAUCGAUGCAUGCUGGGUUGCCCUUGCUCUGUAUUACAAAGUCGCAGAUGGAGUCAGGAAACUUCAGCGCAACCCCAUGGUUGCGAGAAUCAUCGGCCCACAAUAUCCGAUGGGUGGAAUUUGCGAAAUCCUUCAGGCCAUGUUGUACGCUUCUUGGCAGCCUCGAACCGGACUUGUGACCCGGAAAGCGAAGAAAGAGGUUUUCGACAAGGAGAUUCCAAAUCUCCAAGUUUCGGUGGAUAUCGACCUGGAGUUCUGGCGGGGUGUGAGGUACGAACAACUCGCCUCAGUGGCCCCUCUUGAGAUGGUGGAAUUCUUGCGGAUUGAUCCCCAUACACCUGAUGAGGAGCCGCAACCUUAUACCUGGGUCUGGCCCGAGCCUGGCGUGUCUGAUAUACAUGACAUGGCCAACGAUGGUCAGUUGAGUUCCUCCGAUCCAUUGUUGGUCUCGGGGCGUGAAAUUGAUGAAUCGUUGAAACAACUCGAAGAUUGGUUGUCCAAGAACGAUCGUGAGAACUGA